AUGAGCUUCGGUUUUGGUGUCAGUGACUUUCUUGCGGUCAUUAAGCUAACUAGCGAAGUCCGAAAGGAGUUUGCUGGAGCUCCGAGUCAAUUUCAUGAGAUUUCGGCUGAGAUCAGAAGCCUCACGAUCAUACUUCAAGAUGUUGACGAUGACAUAUCUAACCACGAGCUUAGCGACGAGCAGAAACGCAAGCUCGAUGAUAUUACGAGUAGCUGUCAACGCGUCCUAGACGAUCUCAAAAAGGCGAUCUCGAAAUAUAAUAAAUUGGGAUCAAAACAACAUGACUAUGCUGCUCAGCAAGCAGAUUUCAUUAGCCAAAGACAGCCAGACACCGGUAUAUGGUUUCUUGACUCGCUAGAGUAUCGAUCAUGGGUAGAUACGAAGAACCAGACGCUAUUCUGUCUAGGUAUUCUCGGAGCUGGUAAGACAAUUCUGUCUUCUAUAGUUGUUGAUGACCUUUUUGCUCGAUUUCAAGAUGACAUAGGGGUUGGCAUUGCAUAUAUCUACUGCAAAUUUCGACGGCAAUCUGAACAGGCAGUUACAGAUAUAACCCUAAGUUUACUUAAGCAGCUUGCGCAAGGGAGACCAUCUCUCCCGAAUACGGUAAAGGACCUCUACGAGCGUUAUGAACAAGAUAGGAGGCGGCCAUCAAACGAUGAGGUCUCGGGAGCUUUGGGAAUUGUCAUCUCUUUUUACUCUAGAGUAUUUGUUAUCAUUGAUGCACUCGAUGAGUGCCAGGUGUCUAGUAGUACCCGGUCCAAACUUAUCUCGGACAUCUUUAAUAUCCAACAAAAGCAUGAGACGAACUUCCUAGCUACAUCAAGGUUCAUUCCCGAUAUAACAGCAAGCUUUAAAUACUGUGCGACAUUGGAGAUCUGCGCAAACAAGGCUGAUGUGAAGAAGUAUGUUUACGGCCAUAUGGAGCAGUUACCGUCCUUCGUUAUUGGGAAGGGAGAACUAAAACUAGGGACAAAUUCGGGCAACCGCCACUUCAGUGAGCAUUGCUCAAUCGCCACGAAGAUAUCGCCGUGA
Molecule: messenger RNA, 1032 nt
Organism: Daldinia loculata
Lineage: Eukaryota; Fungi; Ascomycota; Sordariomycetes; Xylariales; Hypoxylaceae
Exons: 3
Coding region: 1-1032 (343 amino acids)
Source: RefSeq, a predicted model, not a curated record